Messenger RNA from Paramacrobiotus metropolitanus, 2529 nucleotides. Its product is annotated as phosphoenolpyruvate carboxykinase, cytosolic [GTP]-like. Gene Ontology annotation, cellular component: cytosol. Gene Ontology annotation, molecular function: manganese ion binding; GTP binding; phosphoenolpyruvate carboxykinase (GTP) activity. Gene Ontology annotation, biological process: response to starvation; gluconeogenesis; cellular response to glucose stimulus. Bases 218 to 2260 code for a protein of 680 amino acids. The transcript has 11 exons. Lineage: Eukaryota; Metazoa; Tardigrada; Eutardigrada; Parachela; Macrobiotidae. The record is from RefSeq and is a predicted model, not a curated record.
CGCAUCGCUCUUGCGUAGUCGGAUUUCAUUGUCACGAGUCAAAGUUCGGCUGCUGCUGCUGCUGCUGCUUGAGCGCAAUCUGCCAUAUUUUGUCAACAAAGGCUCGGGGAAAUCGAUAAGGAGCGAGUGAGAGUAGAGUUUGUAGAGACGUGAACGGGGAUUUUCAGUGCUGUGGACGGGGAAUUAUUGGAUGGAAACAGAAUCAUCUGAUUGCUGAAUGAUGCGUUGUGCAGCUGCUGUGGGACGUCUGCUACUCCGGAGCGGGAUUCAAACCCACAAGCGUACCUGUGCAUUGAUUUCCUCUUUUCAUGGGUCGGAAGUGGCCUCUGCGCUGAAUCUGCAUACCUCCAGUAUCCUCUCGCAAGUGCCGCGCAUGAACAUGGCGCCGGAUGUGGAGCCCAACGGUCUCAAUCUGAAGACGCAGAUCGUCAAGGGCGAUCUGUCCUCCCUCAGUCCCAAAGUGCAGCGUUAUCUGCUGGAGUGUGUGUCCGUCUGCCGGCCGGAUAAAGUGUACAUUUGCGAUGGUUCGGAGGAGGAAAACACCGAGCUCGUCAAACAGAUGGUUGAGGAGGGCAUGAUGAAGAAGCUACCCAAAUACGAUAACUGUUGGCUGACCCGUACCGAUCCGGCGGAUGUGGCCCGUGUGGAGCGUCUGACGUUCAUCAGUACUCGCAAUAAGAAGGACACCGUAGCCCAGCCCAAGCCCGGUAUUAAGGGCAUCCUCGGCAAUUGGAUGUCUCCAGAGGAGAUGGAGCAAGCGCUCAGCUCACGAUUUCCCGGAUGUAUGCAAGGACGCACUAUGUAUGUGAUUCCGUAUUCCAUGGGUCCAGUGGGAUCGCCACUGUCCAAAAUUGGCAUCGAGCUUACCGAUUCGCCCUAUGUCGUCGCUUCCAUGCGCAUUAUGACACGUAUGGGCACAAAGAUUUUGAAAGCCCUAGGCGACGGAGAUUUCGUCAAAUGCCUCCAUUCAGUCGGUCUGCCACUGCCUGCUUCGCGUCCUGUGAUAAACGGUUGGCCAUGUGAUCCAGAGAAGGUUAUCAUUGCGCAUCUGCCCGAAAAGAACGAGAUCUGCUCUUAUGGAAGCGGAUACGGCGGCAAUAGUCUGUUGGGCAAGAAGUGUCUGGCUCUGCGUCUGGGCAGUAUUCUGGCGCAGCGGGAAGGCUGGUUGGCCGAGCACAUGUUGAUUUUGGGCAUAACCAACCCAGAGGGAAAGAAGAUUUAUGUGACGGCCGCAUUCCCUAGCGCCUGCGGAAAAACCAAUCUGGCCAUGUUGAUCCCGUCACUCCCUGGCUACAAGAUGGAGUGUGUGGGCGAUGAUAUUGCCUGGCUGAAAUUCGACCAGAAUGGUGUACUGCGGGCGAUUAAUCCCGAAGCCGGCUUCUUUGGUGUGGCACCAGGAACAUCUGAUCAGAGCAAUCCCAACGCCAUGGCUGCCAUCCAGCAGAAUACGGUCUUCACCAACGUGGCGGAGACACCGGACGGGGGUUUUUGGUGGGAAGGCCUGGAGAAGGACAUCCCUGUGGAUGGCCAGGAACUGACGGAUUGGACCGGCAAACCCUGGACCCUUGGCUGCGGCCGUCCUGCCGCCCAUCCCAACAGCCGCUUCUGCGCCCCCCUGGAGCAGUGUCCCGUGGUGGAUCCCUUGUGGCAGGACCCGCAGGGCGUCCCCAUCUCCGCCAUCAUCUUCGGUGGACGCCGGCCCCAAGGCGUGCCUCUGAUCUACGAGGCCUACAACUGGGCACACGGGGUCUUCAUUGGGUCGGGAAUGCGGUCGGAAGCCACGGCGGCUGCGGAGCACAGCGGUAAAGUGAUCAUGCACGAUCCCUUCGCCAUGAGGCCGUUUUUUGGGUAUAAUUUCGGCAAAUAUCUGGAACACUGGCUGAGUAUGGAGCAGCGACCGGCCGCACAACUGCCGCGGAUUUUCCAUGUUAACUGGUUCAGGAAAGAUGCCGCAGGGAAAUUCAUCUGGCCAGGUUUUGGAGAGAAUAGUCGCGUGCUGGACUGGAUUGUCAGGAGGGUCAACGGAGAGGAUUGCGCGGUGGAGAGCGCUGCUGGUUAUCUGCCGAGACCGGGCUCAAUCAACGUCGACGGGCUGGGCGAGGUGGACAUGGAGGAAUUGUUCCGUCUACCGAAGGAUUUCUGGCAGGAGGAAGUGGAGGCCAUCGGGCGCUUCUACGACGAACAAUUGCCAGAAGACUGUCCCGCGGAGAUGCGCCGUCAGCUGGACCAACUCAGAGAACGAGUCGAGAAGAUGUCAUAAUUUCCCAAUACACAGAUCGCUUUCAUUCUUUCUCGUGCAUAAUUUUACAUUGUGUUUAUUUUAUUAUGCGUAUUACCGCUCUGUUGAAGCUGUGUGCGUUUUGAGCAUGUAUAGUGUUUUAUGCGGUUUGAUUGUUGUCCCUUGUUUUCAGCGCUGUGCUUAAUGGACCCGGUGGCUUUCGCACGGCAUAUUUGCAUUCGAUUUACUAGAGUUUUUAAUGAUCGCCUUGUUGGUUAAUUCCUAAGACAUAAAAUAAAGUAUAGUUCAGA